GUAUAAUGCAUAGAAGACCAACUCGGUUGUAUACUGUAGAUGACAAUUUACCCGAGCUUUGUACAAAAGUCACUCAAUGCAAUAUUGAAAUAUGCGAAAGUAACGAUCAACAAACUGUCACGUCAUUAAAGCAUAUGGAUGGAGUUAUAGAUGAAUAUACAUGUAACAAGAGUCGACAUGAAUUGACUGUUACUGGCAAUGUAUCCGAUGACAAAAUUCAGCCUUCUAUCGUGUCAAAUGCUGGCGAACAAUAUAUACCUCUGUUGGGAGGUAACAGUUCUCCAACUGAGCUCACUCAAUUUAAGAAGAGUAACGGUCAUCAAACUAUCACGUCAUACAAACAACUAGUCAAGGAAUGUCCGGUUCCUGUUGAAAAUGUUGACAAUCUUAAAAUAUCUAUUGUUCAGUCCCUAACUGGUCCAGUGCAAGGGCAAAACAAAGAAUAUCUGUCAUCUUCAAGAUUUAAUUGGGACGAAAUAUUUAGGUUUCUAGCUAAAAAUCUAACAGCAUCUGACCACAAGUUGUUUUUCAACAUAUUAUACGGUAGUUGUCAUCACUUGCACGGUGGAGGAGACAGAGAUACUGGAAGUUAUAUUGAAAAUGUUGAAACUAGAGUACGCAGAGACGGGGGAGAUUCCGAAACAUUAAUGUUCGAGCUAUUUAACCAAUGGAAACAGAUCAUGGGAUCUAAUGUGAGCACAGAGUACAUAGAGGAAGCGUUGAGAGAAAGAUCAAAUAAUCUUCUUCUAGAAAAUUUAAAAGAAUUAAUGAGAAUGCCACCAUUACUUCCCAGGCUUCCAGAAAGAAGUAAAUUUCAGCCAACGUUUCAUAUGAUAAUGAAGCCAAACCGUGGUGAUAAAACGUUACAAUAUUUUCCAUGUAAUGAAAUACGAAAUACAUGUUAUAUGUUGCCGAAUGCUCCUCAAUGUACGGUAUUACCAUUAGCUAACGAAGAAGCGCGGAAUACUGUAGAUUUAGAUACAAGAGAAUUUAGUAAUACUGCGUAUCCUGCAACUGAAGAAAAUAAUAAUACAACAAAUGGUCCAGUCAUAGAGGAAAUUGGAGAGCAAGAUAUGGAUCUCUCUUCCCUGACUAGUUCUUCAGGUUCUCCAGGGCCGUUGUCUGACAGAUGCUCAGUAUUAUCAUCUGGAGAAUUAAUUUUAAAACGGAAAAAAAUGCAGGUUAAAAGACAUAUAAUGAUUUACGGAAAUGAAGAAAUACCAAACAAAGUUAGGAAAAUGGACGCUUCAAUUGUUCCAUUGGAAAAUACAAGACGACCAAGAAAAUUUAGUAAUACUGUAUAUUCUGCCACUGAAAAAAUUAAUAAUACAACACAUGGUCCAGUCAUAGAGGAAAUUGGAGAGCACGGAGAAAUUGAAAGUUGUCUGCAGACUAUGCAAGGUGUGCAGGAAAACUAUGGAAGUCUAAAUAAAGGUCAGUUUAGAGCAGUGGGCAUUAAGUCAAGUGCAAAUGAAAGGCAAAUGGGCUCUCUGACUGAACGCAAGAAAUUAAAAGCAUAUAUUCCUCCUAAAAAUACAUGUAUUUUUGAUGGCCGUUUGAUCAAACUUGAACAAGCAGACAUUGAUGACUUGAGGGAGAACAACACCAUUCCUAUUGGGCAAGGUUCAUUUGGAAAAGUUUUUAAAAGUGAGAACCCUUCGGAGGGUUUUGGAAUGCAUAUUGUUAUUAAAAAGAUACCUUUAGGUGGAGAAGGAAAAAACCAAUCAAUAAUUAGAGAAAUGAUGGCAUCCAGAAUAAUGCAUCCAUUUAUUCUUCCACUGUUGGCUGUUGUUGAUCGUCCAGAAGGGAAACCAGAAGUAUGGUUUGUUUCUCCACGAGGCAAUAAAGGGGACCUUCAUGGUGUCAUUCAAUGCAACAGUGAAGAUCUUAACAUGGAGAAAAGAACAAAAAUUCUACUUCAUAUAGCAUUAGCAAUCCAGUACAUUCAUACUGAAGUAUCAAAAGUCAGGGAAGCUGUUCUACAUAAAGAUAUAGCAUCUAGAAAUAUUGUACUAGAUGACAAUUACAAUGCUAGACUUAUUGACUUUGGACUGGCAAGGGAAACAAGCGAUACAACAUCAAAGGCUAGUGGAAGAGACUUUUAUGCUCAUCCUGAAAUUGGAAAAGGGGGCCAUGCCAAAGAGGCAUGGGAUUAUUUUGCCUUUGGAGUCAUCAUGAGAGAAUUAUUGACCAGUCUUGGACCUGAUGGCGUUAGUAACAGAUAUUUGAAAUAUAUGACAGAAGAUGAAAUUCAAAACUAUGCUUAUGUAAAGAUAUGGGAGCCAAAGCCAAGUGAUAUAGUUGAAAAGUUGGUUCGAAUUUCAAGCAGUUUAUUACAACAAAAUAAUUGGACAGUUUCAAAUUUCAAAGAAAAUGUUGUAGAAGAGUUACAAGAGAUCUGGAAAGACUUCGGUGGAAUAGAGAUCCUACAACUUUCAAAUGAUAGGUGUCAUGUAUGCAUGAUAAACCCUAUAGCACAAGAAACAUCUAUGAAACAACAUAAUUCCAGUAAUUGUACACAACUAAUCAAAGCAUGCAUAGCAUGUGAAAAGAACAGUUUUCUAAAUCCUUUAACGUGUUACUGUGGUACAGAAUUGACACCUGUGAUAGGAAGUGGAUGGGGUGCUUUGCUUGUCGCAGGAACAGAUACAAAAAACAAAGAAAAUACUAAAGUAAUGGCCCGGGACAUAAAAGAGAUAGAGAAGCUGAUAACAUCGAAAGCUCCACGAAUAAUUGGAAUCAGUAAAGAGGAUAUUCGCACUGUAGUACCUGAUGUACCCAACAACGCCAACAUGAAAGGAAAGACAUGUAGAGAAAUGGAAGAAGAAAACCUUGGUGACGAAUCCAAAAAACAACCAGAUAGAGAAACAGAAGGAGGGAAUCUUUGGCCUAAAGUCAAAGCUCACAUUGAAUAUUUCAGCAAGAGAAGGGACCUUGACACAUUGUUUAUUUAUUUUUCAUGUCAUGGUGGAAAAACUGAAAAUAGUUUUCAUCUUGGGUCAGAAACAGAUAGUGUUUCAUUGCUUGAUUUUCAGAAUGAGUUAGCUCGAUUAGAAAAUAUUGAAAAACUGGUUUUAGUUUUGGAUCAAUGCUUUCCGCCAAAGGUACAGUUUAAUAACAGUGAGAGGAAAUUUAUUCAGAUAAAUGCAUGUGAAACUAGUGAGAGGGCAUCUAUGACAAAUAUAAGUACCUUUACAAAGUGGUUUAUUCGAGGAUUGAAAGCAAGGUCAGAAAAAUCACCAUGUCCCGGCAACUGUAGGCCUUGCCGGGAAUACUGGCAAAUGACUACAGAUUUUAUAACAUAUUCAAAUUUGCAUAAGUAUCUGUCUGAUCAUUUAAAAGAGGCCAAUGAAAAAAGUCCCCAAAUAUAUAACAACCGUAUCAAUAUAAACAGCAACUUUGCAUUUCACACAGACGAAGAAGUACUUAUUGAUUUUACAGAUGGCAAAGAUACAAUAAAGGAUUUACCUAUUGGCUAUUUACAGGAAAUUACAAACUUGAAAGAACAGUUGGUUAAAGCUUUUGGCAAAAACGUAGAAGUAGACACUGUGGACAUUGAAAAACAGACAUACAGAAAGGAUAAAGAAUUUGAAAAGUGCGACACCCUUGAAAAAGUGAUGCAAGCUUGGGUUCUUAGGCAAAAAUUGAGAGUAAAAUUCAAAACUGAAUAAUUUAAAAUAUAUAUCUUGACACUAUAUGUAUAACCAUAAAAUGUAGUAGUGUAUGUUCUUACACACUGUCUCCAAUCAUAAUAUUAUGUAAUAUAUAAAACAAACAUCAUCUUCUAGAAAUAUUUACAUAUAGAGACGAUCUAACAUAUACAUACCUAUACUUUUGAAAUAAGUGGACAUAAUCCGAUGCCUCUAGCUAGUUUUUGGAAUGAAUCGUAAUUUGUUAAUUUGAUUAUCAACCUGUAAUAAGAGAAACGCACUGUAUGAGAAACACAGCUUAAUUCAAGAUAUACUAGCUCUGUAGCUCAUCUGUGAGUAAUUUUUUUUUUAUUUAAAAUCCAUAGAAUUCUUACUGAAUAUGUCUAUUUGGAGUAGAAUAGUGUCCAAAAUAUGCAUGGGAAGCUUCAUUCCUUAUAACAGUAACGGUUGAUGAAAAAAUGCCCCCUUUUUUAGCUCACCUGUCACAAAGUGACAGGGUGAGCUUUUGUGAUCGCUUUUCGUCCGGCGUUCAUCCAUACGGCGUCAGUCCGUCGUCUGUCCGUAAACUUUUACUUUAAAUGACAUCUCCUCAUAUACCGCUAAGCCAAUUUUAUCCAAACUUCACAGGAAUGUUCCUUUGAAAAUUGUUCAAAGAAUUUAAUUCCAUGCAGAACUCUGGUUGCCAUGGCAACCAAAAGAAAAAACUUAAAAAAUCUUCUUUUAAAGAACCCAACAAGCUAGAGCUAAGAUAUUAAGCAUGAAACAUCUUCUAAUGAGUGUCUACCAAGUUUGUUCAAAUAAAAGCCCUGGGGUCAAAAUUGGCCCCGCCCCAGGGGGUCAUUGAUUUUCCCUAUAUGCAUAUAGUAAAAACUUAAAAAAUCUUCUUUAAAAGAACUCAAAGAGCUAGAGCUAAGAUAUUUAGCAUGAAACAGGUUCUAAUGGGUGACUACCAAGUUUGUUCAAAUAAAAGCCCUGGGGUCAAAAUUGCCCCGCCCCAGGGGGUCGAUGAUUUUCCCUAUAUGAAUAUAGUAAAAACUUAAAAAAUCUUCUUUUAAAGAGCCCAAAAGCUAGAGCUAAGAUAUUUAGCAUGAAACAAGUUCUAAUGGAUGUCUACCAAGUUUGUUCAAAUAAGAGCCCUGGGGUCAAAAUUGGCCCCUCCCAAGGGGAACAUUGAUUUUCCUUAUAUAUAUGUAUAGCAAAAACUUAAAAAUCUUCUUCGAAAAAACCCGAAUAGCUAGAGUUUAGAUAUUAAGCAUGAAACAUCUUCUAGUAAGUGUUUACAAAGAUUGUUCAAAUAAAAGGGGUCAAAACUGGCCCUGCCCCAGGGGUGUCAUUGUUUUUAACUAUAUGUGUACAAUAAAAAAUCUCCUUUUAAAAAACCAAAAGAGCUAGAGCUUAGAUUUUUAGCAUGAAGCAUGUUCUAAUGGGUGUCUACCAAGUUUGUUCAAAUAAAAGCCCUUGGGUUAAAAUUGGCCCUGCUGGGGGGGGGAGGAAAGAAAGGGGGCGAGAUCAUUGUUUUUCAUUUUAUGUGUGUAGUAAAAUCUUAACAUCAUGAAACAUCUUCUAAUUGGUGUCUUCCAAGUUUGUUCAAAUAAAAGCCCUGGGGUUUAAACUGGUCCCGCUCCGGGGGCCUAUAUACAGGUGAGCGAUCUAGGGCCAUCAUGGCUCUCUUGUUUUUUAAAUGCCAUUUUAUUUUAAUGACACUAUAUAUUCAUAUUAUGUUUACUUAAUAUUUUCUGAAUAGCUCAGUAGGUAGAGUGCAGGAUUGAUAAUCUCGAGGUCGUGGGUUCGAUACCAACUGUUGCCACUAUCAUUUUCAAUAAUUUUGUUUAUCUAAUGUUUAAAUAAUUUCUUUUUCAUGUUCAUUCUGGAAUAUUCUUUCUCUAAGUAGUUUAGUAUUCUAGAUUGUUCAUUAAUAGUUUAUAUAUGAUGAAUGUUUGUACUUCAAGGUGUGUCUGCUAAUUUGUGUUUUUGUGUGAUGUUAAUGAACUGAUUUUGUGCUAUUUUACUUAUAAUAUCGUGAAGCUAACAUAGGAUUUUAUUACAUGCUUUUCGGUGGUUUAUAGAAAUAUAUCAGUGAAAUAAAAACUAAUAAUUUCACUGUUUUAAACAGUGAAAUUAUCAAUUUGAUAAUAUCACUGUUUUGAAUAUUUGAGCCCGGUCGGUUGUUUCAGUGAAAUACCAGCCUGCACAGUACUGGAGACCAACUUAAUGACGUGACGUCGUAAAUGACGUUGCAUAUUAUUAUUUGGCGCCCUUUUCAUUAAGUACUAGGUUAAAUGUCUUUUUUAACGUUUCUUUGCAUAUAAUAAAAAGUAAAAUUUGUUUAGUUUAAUGUAAGAUUGAAAUAUAUUUCAAUUGUGAACACCAAAAGUUCAUAUUUCACUCGUGUCUGCCUCACUCGUGAAAUAUAUCUUGGUGAAAUAUAUUCCGAUCUUACACUGACCUCUAUAUAUUAGUUUAGAUUCUGUAAUUCUGUGUUGGAAGUGUUUUGGAUAUAUUAUGAUAUUCUGCUGUUGACAUUGGACAUUGACUAAAUUUUAGUUAUGGACAAUUGAAUUUGAACUGUGAGUUAAACUUUAAGAAAUUUGUUAAAUUAGAUUUGUCGAUAAUUGUGAGUUAAACUUUACUUUCAUAUUUUUGUAAAUAAUUGUUUUUCUUUAAUUAUAAAUUGUUAAAUUUGUUGCUGCGUUACCUUCUCUGUUAGCUUUUAACAGCCUAUAGUAAUUCAAAAACUCAGUAUUAGGAAUGUUGUACUCAGUUUUUAAUUGACUAAAAGUUUUAAACUUUUGUGUGUUGAUAUUAUACAUGUAGAUGUCUUUUACACGAUAUAUAAAAAAAAACUGUUGCUAUUUUUUUAUAUUUGAAGUUUGUCACAAAGUAUUUGUUCUGUUAUAUUUUGCAGGCUUCACUCCAAGCUACUAAUUCUUCAUGUAUAAAUUUAUUUUCAACUUUAAGGUAUUACCAUCCUCAUGCACUACUGUUAACUACAAUGAAAAUGAGGGCCAUGGGUUCAAUCCCCAGAAGGGUCAACUUUUUCGUUCUUUCUAUUUUUCUUUUAACAUUAUUUAUGUAUCUCUCAUGUCCCAUUUGGAAAGAAAAAAGUGUUUAAUUUUGAUUUUUUUAAUUUAUAUAGAUAUUUAUUGGCUAAAUUAUGCUAAAUCUAGCAAUAAAUAUGGUACCUGAUAUUUUCAAAGUGUAAUAAAAUAAAGUAUUUCAUGUUUUACUAGAUCAACCAAUAUACUUCUUUAAAAAUUUAGGGAAACUUUGACAACAGGCACUCAUUUGGGUAAAUUUGAAGGAUUUUUUAAAUUAGGCUCCCUAAGUAGGAAAAUGGUCAGACACGUGGUAAAAAUGGGUGGGGUAGGGUAACAUUUUAUACAGGUUUCAUAAAUUUUAAGUAGAAACCAUAAUUUUGCUUAUGUGGAUUGUUAGCUAAAUGGUACUAUUUGUUUCUUACCAAAAAUUAAUGGGAAAACAUUUUUCAUUAGAAUGUUAUUGCAGAUUAUUUAAAGGUUCCUCAUUUCUAAAAAAGGGCCCUCAUAACAUCCUUGAGUUCAGAAAAGUGGCCAUAACUUGAUUUCCGUAUGGUAAACUUUGUUUAAAUUUUGCAUACAGGUGUACUUUAUAGUAUAUAUCUGACCUAUGAGGUCAAUUUUUUAAUUCCUUAUAGUGCCCAUUAUGGUGAUAAUACCUUAAAUUUCAAUAUAUCUUUUGUGUUUAUAUUCCAUUUAAAUAAAGAUAUUCCACCUAAA
This is a messenger RNA of Ruditapes philippinarum (Manila clam), 7405 nucleotides long. RefSeq lists its product as uncharacterized. The transcript is spliced from 16 exons. Lineage: Eukaryota; Metazoa; Mollusca; Bivalvia; Venerida; Veneridae. Gene Ontology annotation, cellular component: plasma membrane. The record is from RefSeq and is a predicted model, not a curated record. Gene Ontology annotation, molecular function: ATP binding; protein kinase activity. The coding region runs from base 6 to 3671 and encodes 1221 amino acids. Gene Ontology annotation, biological process: protein phosphorylation.